Pomacea canaliculata is the source of this 8658-nucleotide messenger RNA. Its product is annotated as constitutive coactivator of PPAR-gamma-like protein 1 homolog. Gene Ontology annotation, cellular component: nucleus. The record is from RefSeq and is a predicted model, not a curated record. Lineage: Eukaryota; Metazoa; Mollusca; Gastropoda; Architaenioglossa; Ampullariidae. The coding region runs from base 40 to 2847 and encodes 935 amino acids. The transcript has 16 exons.
AGUGAUAUGGAUUUUAUGCCUUAGGCAUUUAACAUCAAGAUGGGUAUCGCAGAUUUUCAAGACUUUCUUGAAACUGAGUGUUCCAGCGCCUGUGUUUCUGUGGACUUGCUAAAAAUUUCAAGGGGCUUUGUACAGCCGAAAAGGCGUGGUGGUAGAAAUGGCGGAAAUGGAAGAUUUUGUCUCGUUGUCGAUGCAGAAAGUUGUCUAGACAGGCUUUACGGUGGGUUCUUCUCAGACUGGGUGUGCGGAGGACAAUGGAAUCGCAUGACAGCAUUUCUCACAAGCUUGAUCAGAGCUUGUCACAACGCAAACAUGGAGCUGGUGGUAUUUUUUAACGGGGCUUUGGAGAAGGAGAAGACGAACGAAUGGUACUCCCACCAGAUCGCCCAGAAAGACAAAGUGCGUUACGUUCUACGACACAUUGCCAACAAGGGCACACCUCCACCGAAAGUGUGGUGGAUACCCCCAGUGUUUUUGCACGGAGCUUUACGCAUGGCACUAGCUCAUUUGGGCGUGACCGUGGCCUGCUCUAUGGAUGACCAUCACCAAGAAGUUAUUGGAUUUUGCCGGGAGCAUAACUUGCAAGGGAUCAUUGCACAGGAGUCCGUCUACACGAUCUUUGACCCUCCGCGCUACUUCUCCUCCAACAAUCUUAAGCUGACAUACAAGGGGUCUUUGGAAACUAAAGAAUAUAUCAUGGACGAAAUAGCCAAAUGCCUGAACCUCAACCCAAACCGCUUCAGCAUCUUCGCAGCACUACUUGGGAACCACAUCCUCACCGAUGAAGACUUGCAAGAUUUCCGAAGCCAAUUUCCAAGUCAAGAUACAAAACAAAAGCGUGGCAAUGGAAAACUGGAUUCCAACACGAUUAAAACUACCUGUGAUUUUGUGCGCAACCUGCAGGCUGUAGACAAUCUAGACCAAGUUGGCGAGCUGGUCUUCAGUAGAACCACUCGAGGCAACAAGGCAGAACUUACUAAUAAGUUCAAGCAGUGUGUACAGUACUACCUCAAUGGUACAGAGGGAGGGUUCCUGAAGUACCGCCCACGUUUUAAAGUACCUGGUGUGAGUAGACAUGGUUCCACAUAUUCAUCUCCAGGUUUUCAGAAUGGGCAGCGUCAGCAGGAGAACUUUGGUGCUGGCGACAGUGGAAACCAAGCAGGUGAUGGGCCUCAAGGACGGGCCCCUGGUGCUUUUCCUAGUGGGGAGUUCUCUUUGCCAACGGUGACCACAGAGAUCAUCCGUAUUGCCAGUGAACGCCAUCAGAAGGGACUGAUGCACCCAAUGAUUUAUCAGCUGCUUACACAGGGGGAGGUCAAGCUAGAUGUUAUCCUGGAAGAUGAAACAAACCGUGAGCUGCCAUCUUACAUAGAUCUGUACAGGCCCAUACGCCAAACCAUCUAUUCAGUCCUCUUCAACCUGAACAAGUUAAAGAUUAUCCACGAAAACACACAUAAGGAGAAAGGAGAGGCUCCACCACCUAAAUCUUUUGAGGUGAAUGUCAAGGAGUGGAUUGUGCGGCGCAGCACUCAGCGUCCUACUUUUGAGGUGACUAUCGCCAAGCCUGUGGAAUGGAAGACUCCCAGCAUUGAGCGCAUGUGGCUGGGAAAGAAUGCCGAGGACAAAAACAGGAGGCUGAGGGCUUUCUUGACCAUCAUGCACAGUGACACGCCUCUGAUUCUCAACACACAGUAUGUGCCUCAGCAUCUUCUGGUGAUGUGCUGUGUACUGAGGUACAUUGUGCAAUUUGGACGAGUGCUGCAGAGGCAGGAACUGGAUGCCUUUUUGGCUAUGGCAAUCUCCCCACUUCUGCAUGAUGUACAGACUAUGCAGGAUCUCAAGCUCCCAAAUAUUAUGCCUCGAGGAGUUCAGCUUGCUUCGCUGUUUAUGGCUGGUGUGGAAAUUGCUUUGGCUGCCAAUGAUGUGUGUGGUGCACCAGUGCCAGCACCGAUGUGCUGUCCCUGGCUUUUCUUUGAUGGCAAACUCUUCCACUUCAAGCUGCUGAAGGCAAACAACAACACACCCCUCAUUGAUAUGUGUGAUGGGCAGGUAGAGCAAGUGCUGCAUGUUGAGAGACUUCGUCAAGCCAUUCUGGAGAACAUCCAUGUGGACUUUGCUAAGCCACUCCUUCCUUCUGCCCUCUAUCCUCCAUAUCCACCCUAUGGGCCAGGUCCAGGACCUUAUGGGCCAGGACCCAUUCCCCGGGGAAGAGGCGGGCCCUUGGGGGCCAUGAUGGGGCCACCUGGUCCCAAGUCCCCUGGGCGGGGGCGAGGGAUUCUAGGUAAUGCCGGUCGCAGUCCAGUUGACACUCGUGGUGGGCAACUAGAGAUUGCAGGUGUGGUAGUGGGAAGCUGGAGGGGCCGUGAGGGUCCAUCGCCACACGUCAGGGGAAUGCCAGGAAGUCAAGCUUUCUUGCCUACUCGACCAAUCCGUGGUCGUCCUCCAACAUAUGUCCCUGGCAGAGGGGGAUAUGGACCUCCACCUGUUCGUGGUCUUUAUGCUCCACGUGGUGGGCGAGGGUUGAAGCCCAUAAGGCGUCCUGUGCGUCUGACUGUCAGACCAGGCAGAGGAAGGGGGGCAAAGACUGUGUCCAAGGGAAGGGGCGUAACCAUUGACUCUUCAGCCACCAGCAGUCAGACCAAGGUUAGUGGGAGUAAGGAGAAAGAAACUGUGAACAAAGGAGAGCAGCCAGAAGUGUUUGAUGAUGCUGAGGAGGAAGAAGAGGAGGAAGAGGAUGGUGACUAUGCUGAAGAAGAAGAGGAGGAAGAGGAGGCCAGUGCUCAGCAAUUUGGUUCAGGCGAUGUGGAUGGUUUCCGAGACCCUAACAGUCUGGAAAUCAAUGCCUGAAUGUGACACAUCAGCCUCUUACAUCAUGGACAAGAAAUAUUUUCUUUUCAGAUCUAUGUUGUACCUCUCAUAAACAUGGAAUAUUGAGAGAUACCAACAUUCAUCUGAGGAGGAGAUUUUUCAGUCUGAACACAGCAUCUACUUCCAGUCAGAACAUCCGAGCAUUUGCUGACUCGGUUGCUUGUUCACUUACAUGCAAGCACACAUGCACAUGCACACACACACACCGAGAAGAACAUACUAUGAGGUUAAACAUCUCUACAUUUGAGUAAACAAAUCAAUGCACGUUUGAAGACAAAAGACAGCACAGUUGAUAAAUUAAGUGCACAUGCCAUGCAUGUGGGCUGUCCCUUGACGAUGACUUUCACAGUGUUGUCUUGCCCUGUUGGGCUCACAUGGGCAUUAUGGAUAACCUGAAACUCAUUGGGCCUGUCUUUCAUUGAAGCCUUGCUUGUCAAGAAUAACCUUUCGUUUCUAGUCAUCACAAUAGUUUUAAAAGAAAACAAAGAAUGGGGAGGUGAAUAGAUGCUCUGUUGGUAAGAAAAGAUGAUAGCAGAAAAAGAUGAAUAAAUAAAAAAUUAACCCAGAAGAAUUAUUGAUGAGUUUUUGAAUAUGAUAUUGUUGCAUUGGGCUUAGUGGUUUUACUUACAAGCAGUAAAGGUUGUUCUAAUUACAGUCAGAAAGGAAAGAUUAAGAAACGAACAUAUGACAAGGGAUGGGAACUGGAGCAAAGAUAUAUGGUGUUGGAGCACAAGCUCAGUCCAUGUUAUUCUUGGCAAGCAAGGGUAGAGAAGUCUUUUCUCUUUUGGUCGUGGGUCCGGCUGUCACCUCUUUUCAUUGACCUGUUACUCAUUCUGGACCCACGAGCUGAGAGACUCAUCUGCCUCUCAUUUCUCACAGGCUCUGCAACAGUGUGUUGCCCUUCUGGAACAAACAUAUUUUUUGGAAAAAAAAGCCCAGAGGCACUUUCUGAAGAUUCCAUACGUGCUCAUUUUCAUAACAGCUGCAGCAGCAUCCAAAAGGAUUAAAAGUGCUGAAGGUGUUGGACAGGCUGAUGUUAAGCUUUGUUGUCUGCCUUGUAAAAGCUGUCAGGCCACACCAAGCCAUCACCAUGCUUGGCUGUCAGGCCUUUAUGUAUCCUGAUGUUUAAUUAACAAUCGUGUGAUGGGACAUUGCCCCACCGGGCUGUCGCUUGUUUGACUUAAGCUGUCAGUAUUAAAAGUUGAACAAUUAUUCCUGUUUGUUUGUGGCCAGCAUCUUAAGAUUGAACUUGAAGCACAAAACUUGUUGUCAUUUUUUUUUUUUUUUUUUUUUUUUGCAUCUGAACUGUUGUAAGCCCUGCACGAGAUUGGCUCUUUUAAAUGGGCAGCAAGGGGGCCCACAGGAUGUGCAUUGACUUACAAAUUUUACAAGGUUAACGACUGCUGCAGUUGAUAUGACUUAACCACGACCAUGGGUUUUCCUGAUGCUAUACCAUCCUUGUUCGUUGAUGCUCAGCAACUGCCUGCGGAGUGUCACCGUGCGCUCAGGUUAUGUGAGCUGUCGGAGUGGACAGGCUGUUCAAAGGGGUGUUUUUACCCUUUUUAUGCAUUUAUUUUUGUUUACCCCCUUCCAGACAGCGCAUUGAGUGUAUUUUCAUUUCCAGAAAAAGCCAUGCAGUAAAGAAAGAACUUAGUCUCUCUCUACUUUUUUUUUGAUUUUUUUUUUUUUGGUUAAUAUUCUGGAAAUAAAAAUACACUACCAAACAGAAGUGUUCCUUGUGCUAACAAUGUUCACCUUGGCCAUGGCAGCUAGUUCACGUCUUGGCUGACAGCCAGGAAAUGGUAUCACUAUUCAGCAAUGCAUGGGUGAGGUGGAUGUUGAUGGCACAUGGAAGAGAAGAUGGCGGAAGAGGAAGGGAGGGAGGAAAGCCAAAGUGUGGACAACGUUUUUGUUUCCGCGCAAUUCACUGGCUCUGAACUUGGAAAACAAGCAACUGUGUGUACGUAUGGCCAAUGUUGAUUUAUUUUUGAGUGACUUUUACACGGAAGAAAUGUAUUAUUUUUGUACAUUUCAUAUUUGUUUUUAUGACCUUGGCAAACAUGUUAAUGUGCGAACCAGAAGGAUCAGGAAAGAGCUUUUUAAAGCAGCAAAAGAUGGGCAUGAUCACUCUGAUCUCAGAAGACAUCAAAUGGCUUGUGAAAACUCGAGUUGUGGGUUGGUCUUUGUCAGGGAGUACACUAUAUAAAACAGAUGUGCGGGACCUUGGCAUGCUUACUUCUUCUGGAGUAUGAGCAGGCAGGUUGUAGAUUAAAAGGACUCAUUUGCCUUGCCACCACAUAAUGGCUACCUUCUCAUCACAGACCAUACAGAUUAAUUAGGUACAGACCAUGCACCUUCUGCUGUGUGUGCAUGUCGGAGAUCACUUAAAUUUAACACUAAAGGUGCAAAGGUGGGUGGCUGCUACAGUGCUAUAAAAGGAUGAGGGUUUUAAAAAAAAAAAAGAAAUAAUGGGCCAACAGUGAUGGAACAGAAUUAGUGUGAUGAAUUUUGCAGAAGAAAGCAAUUGCUGACGUCGGGGUUGUCUGCCGUUGAUGCUUGAUUUGAAUGACUAGAACUUUUUAUUUUCUUCAGUAUCUGAACAUUCACUUGCCCUGUGUGGGGCUGGGUAGGGGGCAAGAGACACAGUUCUGCUUUGUUUUCUAAUAACGAGACAAACGAAUUCAGGAACAGGUUUUUUUGAGAGCUGCUUGAUGCAGAAGGGACUUUCUAGCAAAGUUUCCUGAGGCAGAGAAAGCUUCAUACAGUGUAGCUCAGCACAGAUUCCUACACAGGACACAACUUGCGGAAGGGCGUAGUUAAUAACGCCUAGUCUUUUUACAAAUUGUACAAACAUUACUCCUUUUUUUUUUUUUUGUGAAACAAGAUGGUUCUUGUGACAGGAUCUUCUUCACUUUAAAAUGCACUGAAUUAACAAGGAUACUUGGAACUUUUCUUGUUCUUGGACCAAAAUGCUGUUUUAGGUUGGCCUGAUCCAAACAGCCAAGGAGAUUUAACGAAAAGUUAAUGAAAGUAAUGCAGAAUGGGGGAAAUAUAUCCUUGCAAAACAGGCCAAGCAUUGAGACAAUAAAUGGAGUCCACUCAAGGACUACACUCCUCGAAACAGGUCUGGAUAUUUGCUUUUUAAAAAAAAAAAAAUUCUUAUAAUGCAUAGACCUUACUGACGGUGGUGUCCAGUAAAAAUGUCUUUGAAACUGUGCACCACUUGGGGAAAUCUUGAGUGCAUUGCAACAGUCUUACUGUAUAAAAUAAAGUGGAUAUUUUGGAGAGCUUUUCAGUAAUGUUAUUGAUUUGAAUAUCCUAUUGCAUUUGUCUGUUAGAUUGGACUUUGCUCCUACUUAGGUUUGACACUGCUCCAUUUCUUCCCAGUGGAAACAGUUAAGGAAACUGAUGAGGGAAAUGGAUUUUGAGAUCAUUAAAUAAAGUGGGUGAGGUAGCCUGUGUGCUACUCAGUUCACACCCAGGAGUGCAUGAAAUCUAGUUACCUUUCAUGAUUACAAUGCUGUAUUUCAAUAUCUGAUAGGAUUGUUGUAAGGGAGACUUUUAAACAAUCUGUGUAUGAAGAACUAAUGCUUAUAGUUGGUGGUUAAAAAAAAAAGUCUUGCACUGUAUCACAUAGUCUUGUCUUGAUGAAACCUUCCUGUAUGCUGGUGUUUGUGUUUAUUUGUAACAGUUUUUUAAAAAUUAGAUUUUCUUGUAAAAGCAACAUUUUCAUUCAGAGGAUGCAACUUCCUAAAGGUGAGCCUUUGCUUUGCUGUAUUGUGUAACUUGGGAAAAAAACCGAAGCUUUUGUUUGUUAUUUUAGAAACAUUGAAAGCACAUUUUGUAGUAUGAAAUAAAUGUGCUGGGUCAAAUUGACUUGUUCCGAUAAAUUGUUCUAAACAAAAAAAAUAAAUGUACUGACCUAUUAUUUGUGGCCCAAAGCUGCUUAAUACUGUUAAGAGAUGGUACCCUCUGUUUAUAUAUUACAUGAUGAUUAACAGAUAUAGGAAAUACACAAAUAAUAGCCCAUUUACUGUAUCUUCAUUUAUUAACAAACAUGUUUGUCCAUGUUUUCUGUAAAUGAGAUAAAACUUGAUGUUUUAGAAUUGAACAGUUUUAAUUUCCACCAUUCAACAAGGUGGAGGCUACUCAGUUUGAGAAAAAUAAUAUUGUAAAAGGAAAAUAUUUUACUCCACUUUGUGAGACUAACCCUUUCCCCAUGUAGUGCACUUGUGUUCACAUCUAGUUGUGUUAAAACUUGUUCACUUUUAGAAUUACUCCACAAAGGCAUCAAAUGAUUUCUGUAAUGGUGCCAUAGACAAGACUAGACAAAAUGUUAUACAACAGGCCUUUGACAGUGUAGCUCUUCAUAGAAGACAAAGCAUGCUGACUGAUCCUCGCAAGAAGAUAUUGUAAUUUUUUUUAAAUGGUUUUGUAAACUAUGUUCUUUGUUUGCAAUACAUUUUACAACCCCAACAAAGAAAAAUGUUUUUAAGAUUUAAUGAAGUUUAACCUGAUGGUUUCUGCCCCAUCACCAAUAGUUCUGACAACUUGUUGAAAUAUUUUAAAGCCAUAGUCAUGUAAAAUAGAAGGAUUUAUUCAUCUGUGCUGAUCAGUUCUCAAAAAAUGGCCAUGAUGCUAGAAUAAUGGUGAGGCCGACACCUCAAACAGCUGUUCUUGAUUUAGCACAGGGAUUUUCCUAAGUGCUUUUAUCUAUUUGCAACAGAUUGAUGAACAUUAAUGGUCAGUUAAAAGGCAAUGAAAUAGAGUAUUUUGCUAAUGAAAAUGCCACCUAGGUUCAUCAAGCUUUUGUCAAGGUAGUGGAGAAGCUGACGUAUUACGUAAAACUUUCUGUAACAGUUUCUUGAGAUAUGGUGGCUUGGCUCAGCAGGCCUCUGUGGCUGAUCAAGAACAUGUUUUUGGUGCUUAUGUUCAUCACUUUAGCUAAAUGACCCACCUGUGGGUAUAAUAUAGAUUUAGUUUAUAUUUUGAGUACUUUUGUAAGAUUAGAACAGAGACAUUUAAAGGAGGGGAGGAGCCUUUUGUUCUUUUGUCAGCUUUUUAUUUUUUUUACAUAGUUAAGAAUUAGACAUGAAAAUGUUGAAGUGUAAAGGGAAUGCAAAUUUUUGUCUUAGGACAAGGACAUAUUGUAUUUUUUCUUAUGUGUAACAUUUCAUUGCGUGCAUAGGUGGUUGCAUUUUUGCGCUAAUUCUUUUCCCCUCCUUAAUAAAAAUGUUAGCUUUGCAUGUGUUAUAUAAAAAGAAAUAUUCUCUAGCAUGUAAGUUACCGUUUUCGAGUUUUUGAAUGCUGUCCAACAUGUAUCUUUCUUGUAGCUAGAGCACUUUAUGCAUAUUUCACAAAGUAGGGGGCAUUGUGUGUGUAUUUUUUUCCCAUGACACCCUUUCCAAAACAUGGUCGUUUGGCCCAGCAAUGCAAAAAAAAAAAAAACAACACAUUGAUAUAUAUAUAUUUGAAGUCAAGAACAUGGAGAAAAAUUUCAGUUGCACCCAGAGAUUAACAAAGCCUGUCUUCAACAAUAUUGAUUUUACUGUCAUUUUGAGCCAUAAAUUGAGUACAAGACUUUUGGGAAAAAAAAUCUCAUGCCCCACACUUAUGCUACUAAAUGCAAUACUGCAGUUUCUGUAAAAGGGUUGGGUGUAAUCAGUAACUUCUGUGGUUUUGUCAAUAUUACGAUGAACAGUCUGCAUCAAGAUCAGAGGAGAUCACGAUCGGGGUGCAGUCUUUUGCGAAUGGUUUGUCUGUUAUUGAAUAAAUGUUGUUUUGUGGUGA